AGCCAGGGAGGCCUGGCCAGGCAGCUCAUUUCCCUGGGAGGGAGGGCACUUUUCCUCCACCACCCACUCGUCUUCCCUCGGCCACCUCCCUCGCUUUCUUCCUUACUUGCUUCUGUCCUCCAGGGUCAGACUGGCUCCAGCUUUACCUCAGGUUCACACUGCCAGGCCCCGUGAAGCUCCAGGACGCCAGACACGGGCAGGGGAGCGAACACCCAGGAGCUGUCUGCAGCCAUGCUGGCCCUCAGCCUGGUCAUUCUGGGCCUGCUCACUGCAGUGCCACCUGCCAGCUGUCAACAAGGCCUGGGGAACCUUCAGCCCUGGAUGCAGGGCCUCAUUGCAGUGGCAGUGUUCCUGGUCCUCGUUGCAAUUGCUUUCGCUGUCAACCACUUCUGGUGCCAGGAAGAGCAGGAGCCUGGAGCCAUGGUCAUGACUGUUGGAAACAUGGCGGAUGGGGUCCUGGUGGGAAUGGAUGGAAGGUACUCCUCAACGGUGGCUGGGUUCAGGUCCAGUGAGCACAAGAAUGCCUAUGAGAAUGUCCUGGAGGAGGAGGGCAAGGUCCACAGCACCCAAAUGUGACCCGGCUCACCUGAGGCAAUAAGGCACCUGCGAUAGAUGCCAGUGCCACUCAGCCACUUCUUUUGCUGUGCGGGAAUCGAAGAGUGGGCUGACACCCUUGAGUUACAGCCGGCCAAGGUUGGGGCUCAGACCAUGUCCAAGUGGGGGCUGGCUGUGGCCCUUGAGCCUUCCUGAGGGUGUCCUACCCAACUCCGAAAAGCCUUCUGAAAUGAUAGCCAGCUCAGCACCCCCCAUCAUGCCUCUCACCUCCCCCAUGAGCAUGGAAAUGGCCCUUCUUUCUGUGAAAUAAAGACUUUUUGUAUGUCUGAG
Messenger RNA from Heterocephalus glaber (naked mole-rat), 885 nucleotides. It is a transcript of the gene Pdzk1ip1, whose product is annotated as PDZK1 interacting protein 1. The record is from RefSeq and is a predicted model, not a curated record. Lineage: Eukaryota; Metazoa; Chordata; Mammalia; Rodentia; Bathyergidae.